Molecule: messenger RNA, 1341 nt
Organism: Nematolebias whitei (Rio pearlfish)
Lineage: Eukaryota; Metazoa; Chordata; Actinopteri; Cyprinodontiformes; Rivulidae
Product: HERV-H LTR-associating protein 1
Exons: 15
Coding region: 1-1341 (446 amino acids)
Source: RefSeq, a predicted model, not a curated record
AUGAGUGAAGGUGACUGGUCUGAGUUCAGCUCUGCUCCAACACAAGGUAAGAUGCUCACUGACCUCCAGGAGAGUACACGGUUUUGUUGGUUCUGUUUCCAUGUUGGUUUCUGUGGAUCUUCCAGGACCAUGAAGGCGUCACAGAGAUUUCUGAAGAAUCCACGUUUUUGGUUUUUAUUCAUUUUUGUUUCUGUAAUUUUAUUCUUCCAUCUCUUCAGCCCAGUUUUAAGACCAAUGGAGGUCGACGAGAGGCACCAAAGAGACAUCCGUAACUCCACAGAACCGCCGGCGGAGCUCCUGGACCCGGCCGCCCUGGUCCUCACUCCUCUGGUCAACACUUUAAUCAACUCGAGUCAGUCCGGCUCCCGGCAGCUCUUCUCUCUGCUCAGCGUCACCUCCUACAGCUCUCUGGCUUUCCAUAAACUCACCUUGUUGCUCUACAACAUUUCCGGCGUCCAAAGUUUUGAGCGCGGUGCGUUCAGGAGGCGCUUCUGCUACUGCGUCACCAACGACACCAACGACUGGGCCGACUUCACAGCUGUCCUCUUGGACGUGACGGGAAACUCCUCGAGUUCUCUACACGAGGUCUUCAAGUCGUCCUCCAUCCUGUCAGUGAGUCAGAGGAACAACUCGGACUGCGUCUACAUCUGCGUGAUGGCAGGAAGGACGGACGGAGCGGCUCCUGAGCUGUGGGGGGGCGGCUCCAUCACGCCGCUCUUCAACCAGACGCUCAUCGAAGGCUCAGCGAACGUCUCGUCCAUCAGACUUCCUGCUGAUUGGCACCAGCCGCCCACGAAUCGAAGCCACGGCUCCAUGUCGACCAGCAGGGUCCUGUCCACGGCGCUCGAACCACCAGGUGGCGGUAGCGCCGCGCCGCCCACCAUCAGCUGCCCCUCGCUUUGCCUGGCAACAAGCAACCAGCAACAAGCAACCAGCAACCAGCACUUCAUCACUGAGUCAUUGGUCUGCGGCGAAACGAGCGCUCGUCGGUCCGGUCCGCGGUCGAUUAGGAGGCGCGUGGACGAGAAGAGGCUGACAGGAGGAACCAGGAGGAACCAGGAGCACGGAUCCAGUUGUCCCUGGAGACGUCCAGAACGGAGCGGCGGCUCGAUGACGCUCGGCGCUCACAAGCUGCAGCCCUGCGUCCUGGAGCUCUGCAGGUUCUUCUCCCAGUGUCUCUGCCGAGCGUUCAGCCAGAAGACGCGCCUCCAGAGUUACUGUGACGACAGCCAUCGCUGGUACGAAACCCACACCUUGGAGGUCUGCCGACGAGUCAAGAGGGUCUCUUUCUCCAGAAAUCUGAAACAGAGAUGUCUGUCCAAGAUGUGCAACCAGCUGUGA